This is a messenger RNA of Oreochromis niloticus (Nile tilapia), 8342 nucleotides long. It is a transcript of the gene dpy19l3, whose product is annotated as dpy-19 like C-mannosyltransferase 3. NCBI's taxonomy places the organism in Eukaryota, Metazoa, Chordata, Actinopteri, Cichliformes, Cichlidae. Bases 668 to 2926 code for a protein of 752 amino acids. Gene Ontology annotation, molecular function: mannosyltransferase activity. Gene Ontology annotation, cellular component: nuclear inner membrane. The transcript has 17 exons. The record is from RefSeq and is a predicted model, not a curated record.
UUCGCAGGGCUUAGUCUUUCUGUUUGCUUUUGCUGAGAAAGAUUGCUUUUUGUUCUGAAGUUGCCGGCUGCGUUUGAUGGAGGCAGAGGCCACUUCGUAUUUAGGCUUUGGCAGACAUAGAGCAGAGGAAAUGCUGGAUGGACCCUCGCUUGGAUUUUUCGUGCAUCACAUAACAGAGAUGGGAGUUAUUCAAAGACCCAUAAGGAGGAAAUGGUAACACAGACACACAGAGAGAAGAGGAUCGGUGCCUUCUGAGAAGUGUACUGGCUUCCAGCGUAAUGAGCAAUGUGUGAACUUGUUAACUAGGCUUAUUCUCUUUGACCUUAAUUUAAAUUGAGGAUUAGCCAUCUCAUCAGAGUUCUUGGUGGAAAGCCAAGGCUUGUUUUGCCUUGGGCAAAACUCAAAAGGAGGAUUGGGAAGGAAAGUAGCUGCUCAUCCCUCAGAGGAAGCUUUUGCAUAUUUCCUUUGGCAGGGAACUUGAAGCGAUUAAAAAGCGAAUUUAUUUGGAUUGACUUCAAGAAGAGAAAAACACACCACAUUUACAUUUAUUUCCGUAAUGGAUUUGGAUCAGUUCUGUACCUUAACCCGGGAGCGUCCUGUUUAUCUACCUGGAUUCAGCUCAUCAAAGGAUCCAAGAAUUUAUUGAUAAUCUCUGCGUUCCCAUGCAAUGGAGCUCCGUAAGAGGGUGAAGCCGAAACAUGGCCUUUCACAAGAUGCGCCGUCUGAAGGCAGAUGUAACCAUAACGCUAUGUCGGGAACGCAGGAGGGGGGAAAAGGAGGGGUUUCUUUGCUUGGGCGAUCCGGUUCCCGUUCCCAUUCCGGUUCAGGCGUUUCACCCCGGCGGCCUUGGCAACAGUGUGUUUCCAUGGCAGCAGGGCUGUUAGUGGCUGUGCUGCUGGCACUGACUCAGGCCUGGUGUGUGAACGGCUUACAUGAGAAUCUGCUGUGGUUCUCGCAGCUCACGGAAGUGGAGAGGGAGAUCUCCUUUCGGACAGAGUGUGGACUAUACUACUCCUACUAUAAACAAAUGCUGCACGCCCCAUCAAUACAAGAAGGCCUCAAAGAAUUGAUCCAUGACAACUUGACAGAAUCCAAGAGGACCAUCAACCUCUUGCAGCGAAUGAAUAUCUACCAAGAGGUCUUUCUCAGUGUUCUCUACAGAUUGUUGCCCAUACAGUCAUAUUUGGAGCCCGUGUACUUUUAUAUUUACACAGUGUUCUCGCUCCAAGCUGUGUAUGUGAUCGCUUUGUACCUCACAGCGUGGCUUCUGUCUGGCUCCUGGCUUGCUGGUGCGCUCACCGGGGUCUGGUACAUCCUUAACAGGGUAGAUACUACUCGUGUAGAGUUCACCAUCUCCCUCAGAGAGAACUGGUCUUUGCCCUUCUUAGCGCUGCAGGUCACCGCUAUCACCUGUUACCUCAGACCCCAGCUCACCACAUUACAGCAGAAGGUGAUGGUGUGGCUGAUGUAUGUGACGACGUUCUGUUUCUGUCUGACCUGGCAGUUCAACCAGUUCAUUCUACUCGUUCAGGCUCUCGUCAUUUACACCCUGGACUGCGGUGACUUCUUAACAACUACACAGGUGACCACGCUGUACCUUGUUCAAGUGAGCAGCCUGCUGAGCGUGUGGUUCCUCCAGUUCUGUAACUCCAUGAUACUGGGAUCACUGGUCCUGAGCUUCAUAGUAGCCGCGCUCUUCAUCAGACAUUGCCAGCCUGGUGUAAAGACUGGAAGCCUGGUGGUUCGUUUGGGCAAAGUUCUUCUCCACAGUGCCCUGGUUCUCCUCCUCACUGUCACCAUCAACUACCUGGCCAAGAAAGCCCUCCAGCUCCGAUCAGACGAGCACAUCUUUAAAUUCACCAAGUCAAAGUUUGCUUUGGGUCCCACCAGGGAUUUUGAUGCCAGUUUGUAUCUGUGUGAGGAGGCCUUUGGCCUGCUUCCCCUGGACACACUGGAGCGCCUGGCCAGUACCCUGCUGCUGUACCCCUACGUCCUCACGCUGCUGCUGCUCUGUGGUAUGUUGGUGGCGGCAGCACUGCACAACCUGAGGCCUAGCAGAGGUUCGACGGAGGAAAGGAAAGGAGCCGGAGAGGGGCAAGUGGCGGCAUUUCGUCCAGAUGUGGCCUACAAUCUGCUGCACACGCUGUUCUACGGCCUCCUGGCUUUCAGCACAAUGAGAAUGAAGUAUAUAUGGACUGGCCACAUGUGUGCGGUCGCAGCCUACGGUGUGUGUGGGACCGAGCUGUGGACCGUGCUUCUCAGCGCUCUCCGUUGCAACACGAAACUUCUGUUGAGGCUUGUCAGAUAUGUCGUUCCUGUUGUGAUGAUCGGUUUCCUGUAUUACAAGUUCUGGCCUAAGCUGAUGGAGGAGUUAUCAGAACUGAGGGAGUUUUAUGAUCCAGACACCGUGGAGCUCAUGACCUGGAUUAGCACAAAGACACCCAAACAGGCAGUAUUUGCUGGAAGCAUGCAGCUCCUGGCGGGUAUCAAGCUGUGCACAGGCAGAGUUCUCACCAACCACCCCCAUUAUGAAGAUAAAGACCUGCGGGAGCGGACCAGACAGGUGUAUCAAGUGUACGCUCGCCGCUCCCCAGAGGAAGUCUACGAUAUCCUGAAGGCUAUUGGGGCCGACUAUGUGGUGUUGGAAAACAGCAUCUGCUACGAGCGGAGGCACAGGCGAGGCUGCAGACUGCGGGACCUGCUCGACCUGGCCAACGGACAUAUCAUGGACGGACCUGGAGAGAAUGACCCCGACCUCGUCCCUGCCACCCACCCACGUUUUUGCGAUGCCAUCAAGACGGACGCGGCGGCUUACAACGCUCUCUUUACCAGAACAUUCCAGAAUAAAACCUUCCAUGUCUACCGGCUCAAGAAGAAACGCAAGAAAAAUACGAAGGGCUCAUCAGAGCCCAGCGUGACUCAGUAGCAGGACCAGGGCUGCAAGACAACCCCAGCAGAGGCCAGAGGGGAGAGAGGAGGAGAGGACGAAAUAAAAGUGCUGAAUCCUUGCUGUUCCUCUGUCUCCUCUUUGCACUGCGCCCAGCUGUGAUCAUGGCCAUUAUUUCUUCAACACGUGGCUCUUUGGACGUGCUGUUAGAACAGCGGGCCGGUCUGUGCUUCGGGCUGCAGUGUUUUUGUGAGUGGAGAGUGGAAGCAAAUGUAGGAAUCCUGCUUUGGGCUGAUCUACGUCCACUCGUUCAGCCACCGUCCACCCCCAAAAAAGUUUAGAUGACUAAGUGAAACUUAAAGAUUGAAAUACGGAGAAGUCGUAUAUAUUUGCAGCUGAGUUCUUCUUUGCCAAUGAAAGUAGGGGCAGAAAUCGAAGAUUUGUUGAGCUCUUUCAUUUGUAGCGAUUUAAACUGACUUUUAAAAAUAUAUCCAACGUAAGAUCUAAAAGGUUCAGUUUCCACUGUAGUUCAGUUGUUUUAGGAGUAGACAGCAGACAUUAAGUAUAAAUGUCUAGUUUAUAAAAAACCGAUACAACUGAAAAGAUUACAGUCAGUUAAAAGAUGAUGUAUUUUUUAGAACUGGUUCUUUCAGAUGGGUAACGAGCCACUCCAGUCAGUCUGUUUCAGCCAUGUUCGUGUAAAGGAAGCUGGUCAUCAGCCAUCAGCCUCAUUCAUUACAUGUUCAAAAUCAAGCACAGGAAUAAGUUCAAUUUAAUAAUUGAACUUAUUCCUGUGCUUGAAUUUGAUUCAUUAAACAUACUGAACACAAAAACAUGCUUAAACAGGUUGUCAUAGUCCCAGUGGAAACUCAUGUGGCUGUUAAAUUUUACUGUUACCAUCCUGUCAUCCUUUUACCCACAAGCCUAAAAACUACGUGCCAAACCCCAACUUAACCUCAACCUGAACCUACUUUAAGCCUAAAACCAAGUUGUAACCCUCAAACAGGUCUUUGAACUUCUCUACAAAAUGUCUCAAACGAAACACAAACUUCAAUUUAGGUUUAAUUGAAUUUUUAUUUGUGAUCUGUGAGCGAUGACUUCAGUCACUCUGAUGCAGGUUGGAGAAGUUGUUCUUGAGAAAGCCGCAGUCUGCCCGUUCUGCACAGCUAGCUUUUAGACAGAAACACACACACACACACACACACACACACAGUGUGUCCUUACAGCUGUCAUCUUUAUAAUUACCUUCCUAUGAUGUGUCUGGGAGACAUCUCUACAUGGUAGCUUCAGAAUAACCUGGAUCACACACUCUGUGAACAUACACACCAUUUUAAAUUACUGUGUGAUUUCCUUCUAAAGAAUCUGUAAUAUCCACACAAACAUAGCAAGAAAAUUACGGGGGGGGGGCACGAUCAUUACUCUCUCUCCUUCACCAGAUAAAUAUUCAUUAGGGACGAUCCACCAGAACAUCAGUCCCAUGGAGAGGCCAUGUACCAGAUACACAGUGGGUAAUAGAUUUGUUAGAUCACCUGUUAUAAAAACAAAACACAAAUAUUUUAGAAAUCUGUCAAAAAAAAUUAAUUUUUUUAUUAAUUAGGCAAAUAAACUGUAUCCAAAUCUGAGCCAAGACACCUGACUUUUCAAUGAAGUCUGAAAUUCAUCAAACACUAAAAUUAAUUCUUCUGUAACUGUAAUUUGUUAUUAUUUUUUAUUUUUAUUACUCUUUUCUGCCUUUUUGUAAAAGUAAAAUUUGAAAAUUAAUGGACCAAGACAAUAACUAUAUUAGAAGAUGAAAGAGCUUGCAGAUACUGUUUUAUUAACCAUUACACAAUCCUGAAAAUGUGUUUUGGUAAUAACCAAAACUCUUUAUUUGGUCUGGUGGUGGUCUAAUAAAUUUGUUAAGCUGUGUAGCUUCUCAUUUCUGUUUGCAGGAUCUUUGUGGUUUUCUCCUCUGAUGAUCAGUCUGAGAGCUGGCUGCUAGCUGAUGAGCUCAGUUUAGCUCCCACCCCUUUCUCUUGAUUUUACUGUACGGUAUUUUUUUCUCAGGAUUGUACAUAAAAAUAAAAAUAUAUUAUUAAAAAGAAGGUUUAAGAAAAAGUUUGCUAACUGCCUUGUUAGCUUCCAAUAACUUUCAGCAUAACAUGCGUCUUGCUAUAAGAGCAGAUCAGUAGAGAGUUUAUGGUGUUACAGAGAUAAUCAUAAGCUGUUGCAGGCUCAUUAAAUUGACAGUUUAUUGCUUCUGCCAUGAAUUACUUCAACUGCCAAAUUUCUGGUAUCCAUUAUCGAGCCCCUGUACAGCUACUACACAGGUGGACUUCCUGCUGUGGGCUCAAAAGAGGUACACGGAAACCUGCACUCUUUUGGAAACUACAGACAUCUUUAAUAUACAGUCUGUGUAUUGUUGCCCAGGAACAGGAAAUGCUGAGAGUUGUUCAUUCAGUGAUUGUUUAGUCAUACUCGGCUGUAGCCCCACCGAGGAGGUCAGACCACUAGCGGAGCUCAGAUGUGGCCCCUCUGUGGUGGGGCACAUGUGGCUGCUGUGAUAAAUGUUACGAGUUACCCCAGAAAAAGAAGGAUAAUUCUGUUAGUUUCGCUUUCUGCCCGGCUGCUUAAAUGUGCUUUUGCUGUAAAACUGAGGUCAGAGUUGGUACCAAGUGGUAUUUGUGACGGUGUUGUUGUUGUUGUGAUUGCUGUCAUGUUUUUUCUCUUUCUGUGAUUCUCAUCAGCAGCAGUCUCAACCUUUUCAUUCUUGUCUCUCUGCCACACACACACACACACACACACACACACACACACACACACACACACCAAGCCACAAACACACAUGAAUAAUGUAAGUGGCGAGGAAAUUGCAGCAGCCUGACAACGGGGCUGAUUCUGAGCCACAAUCCAAAAUAGAGAGAGAGGGGCCAACACUUGCAUAUCAAACCGAGGCUUUGUGGUUAGACGAGAAAGCGGGGAGGAGGAGAGGGGAUGACAGACGAUGCUCAUGUUUAAACAGCAGCACAGGAGAAAUGAGAGCGCGUGAAAACAUGAAUUCUCAGUGAUCUUCCUCAUUUUCUUCUUUCACACCAGAGGAAAGGAGAGGAGGUGACUGAAAGGCUGGAGCUGCGUAGGUAAUUAGUGGUUGGACAAUUAGGACCCUCCCUCCGUCCCUUCCCCUUCAUCUCGGCUCAGUUUGCCUGUAUUUGUACACUUGUUAAUAAGGACCUCUGUCUUUGAUAAUCCACGCUCUCGCAGAUGCGUGAGCACUCCUGCACACGUUGUUGCAGGGCUUUUGAAAACACGGUGUUCGUUAAAGGCGAGGCCUCGUCGUGAUGCAUACCAAUCGGAUAAGCGGAACGAGAAUGCUUGUUCCUCCCGCCUCCAUAUUGGAUGUUUAAUUUAGGAGAUGUCUGAUUGCUUUAUUUGAGAGCGAAGUGAUUCCAUUAGGUUUGACUAAUAAGAGUCUACUGAUGUAAUACUUUUUCAGCAUUGUUAAUUUCCAUACAUAUUGGGUUUAGUAGCAGGCCGCUGCUGCCUAUGGUUUUCUUAAUGAAGAGGCGAUGAAGGCGGUCAUUAACCUGUGCGCACAUGUACAGUCUGCUCUGGUUUAAAGUGGAUGUUCUUGAAAUACAUUUAAGAUGCUCACUAGAUGGCUUUGUGCAACUAAUGAACUUGUUUGAAUCCAAGUUUAGUUUGAACAGUCUGUUUUUGGGACAACCGAUUUGAAACCUGGCCUCAGCCCUGAACCGUGAUGAGACUGUGUUUGCCGAUGUUAGAGCAACAGGCGGACAACCUUAUUCUUGAAGGUCUUUCCACGUGAUUUUAGAAGUCAAAGAACUUUAAUCCCAAUCUAAAAAAAUCAAACAAGAGAUGUUGGGACUGCUCCCAGGAUUGGUUUUCAUCCAUUGGACUGAAGCUCAAAUUAUCAUCUGUCGUAGAUGAAACCCAAGCAGCUCUCUACAUCGCCUGGACUGAGCCAUAAUUGUGCAGAUAUUGUGCUAUUAGCAUCCUUUGGCCUUGGUGCUGUGAUGCCAUGGUGACCCAAGGAUUGCUUGUUUGGGAUUUCUUGAUGUGCUGUUAAACUGUUUUAUUUCUACACCCAGCUCAGUAGUUUUCAUUGCUGAAGCUUAAACAGCCACAAAAUGUACAAAAUAAAUGAAAUUUGGACUUUUUCAGUCAAAGAUGAAAUUCAGUGCUGUCAAAAUCUGAUCUCCAGGCUAAGAAGCUGCAAGUUUAGCCACCUGCUUGUGCAAACUUUGCCCAUCUUUGAGCUCGCAGUCCAGUUUCAGAGUCCAGUUAUUACUUUGACUGUUGCACCAGCUCACCAGUGCCAAAGUAAACCUUGUGCACAUUUGUUACCUCUUUUUAACUGGUGUAGUCCCAGUGCUCAAGCAGAGCCAGCUCUGCCUUGAACAGAAGUGAACACCUUUUAGCGUUACUAGAAGAAAGUGGGGAACCCUAUUUAGUGUUUUAAUGGGAAGAAAUGUAGACUUUAUCUGUCAUUCAUAGGUUCCCACUUUGGGAACUACUGAUCUUUUUGUGAUGGAACCUGUUCUGGAUUGAACGCCAGCAUCACUUCUGUGAAAGAGAGGUGUGUGCGACCUCAGCAGCCUCUGGCAGGAUUUGACGGACUGAGAUGAGGAGAUGUUAAUUUCCUGGCUAUGUAAUGAUGUUGGUUGGGGAUUGAUCAGAAAUCUCUCUGCCUUGCUGGAACUUGAAUUAGAUUAGUGUGGAAAAAGUGGGAAAUAACACUGGUUAAUGCUUGACAUUAAGAGAUGCACAUGAUUGGACAAAAACAGGUGGAACCAAUGACAUUUUUAAACUAAGCUUAAGUGUGGUUUUAAGUGUUUUGCUGGCAUAUUUGAGCUGAAGAUUAAGAUUUUCAGAAAACUUUUUUUUACUCACCAUCAGCUAACGAUUCAACAUAGUCUGUUGGUAUUUAUUGUAAAUUAUCAGUCUGUCAUGUGCAAUGGUGUGCAAAGAGCAUCUGUGUCAAGGGAACACUACAGUGUACUGCACAGGUUCUUGGUACAUUUUAUUUCACCUGUGAGUGUUAAAUUAUUAAAAAGUUCACACUCACAUUAGAGUGAGCAGGAUAGGCUCUCAUACCAAAAUCUCAGCCCAGCUGGGAAGCAUGGUAGAGUGACAUCAUGGUUUGGGAUCGCUUUACGACCUCAGUAUCUGGACAUUCAGCAGAGUGACAGGGCAGUUGUUAGAGGAGGGUUUGAUCCCGGUGUCUACACACUGCUGUUCAUGAAGACUCUGGCUGACAUUUUGACCCUUUGUCUCCAGUUUGCCUGAGGACACAUGCAGACUUUGUCUAAGGCAAGAACUUCCACUUCAUGCAGUGUGACAUUAAAGGUGUCUUGGGUGGAGCAAACAACCCAAAAAGUACAGGAAACAGAAGUUUGCAUGAAAUAGCAGGAAUGAAGUCUGUGCUGUGUUAGACACCGAAUUAGUUUACUUUUAA